AUGGACACAUCGCAAAUGCAGACGCCGCCUCCUACGAGAGACGCAACUUCACGGAGGGGUCAACAUCAGAGUAUAGGGAAUGAAUUUGCCACACCUGCUACCGUGACCUCACGGACAUCGGGCCAAGUGCAAGCACCUGAUGGACUCUUCAAUCAAACACCAUUCGGCUUUCCAGCUCUCCAGUUCUCGCCCGAUAUGGUGCAAUUUCCAAGCACAGGGCCGAUGUCGGCGCCUGCUCUUCCUCACUCGCGCUUGUUCUGGGAUCAGCCGAGUGAUGGAAGUGGCAUGGAUGUAGACAUGCCCAUCUCAUCAGAUCCCUUUGGUCCAACCCCACACAAGAUCGACGGCACUCUAAAUUGGCAGACAUUCCAUACUCCAGCUAACCAAAUGGAUCCUCAGGCUUUUCAAGCUCUGCAUGGCAUGUCUUCUCCUGGUCCUGUUCCCUCAUUUGCAGCGAACAAUCCAGGUCCCACUGAGAGUUCACAUUCGCGGCCCAACUCUUUCAUUUCCACUUCUGGGGGCGUUGAUCCUAGCAUGUUGUUCAGCUUCUCUAGUCCGGGACCAGCUUCUUCGUUUAGCAACCCGACACAGCCGAUGAACGUAAAUCAUGAAGGGAGACAGCCUUAUGAAACACAGGUUCGGGAAUCGCUUCGGGAAAGGGAGUCGGCCAAAAUAGUAAAGAGCCAGCACUCACGGACAAAUACUAACUCGUCCACUGCUUCCUUUGAAAACCCUAGACCAGGGUUGCAGCGUAGCAACACCGACAGUGGCUUCAGAAAGAGUAGGCCAUCAUCUAUGGAAUCAAAAUCGUCAGGAUCUGUACUAGGCUUUCACAUCCCUCGACGCUCGUCUCCUUUGAAGAGGCAGAGUGGCGGUUCCCUCACGUCCAUACCAGAGAUUCGACGACCAAGGACUCGGCUUGUCAUUGACGAAGACGGUCGGGCACGCACAGAGACUGUUCCUGCUGAGGACCAUGAUAAGCAGAGGGAUACUCGUGGGGGCUCGCAGAAGGAUUUAAGGCGCCAAUAUCCCGGUCUUUGGAUUGACGACGACAGCGAGUCGGAGCCAGAUGAGCCAGUCACUCUGAGUCGAAACGCGUCUUUCAACAUCCCACAACGCCGGACGUCAAAGCACGCUCGGACAGACAGUGAUGGCCUCGAUCGUUCUAAUUCCUUUAAGAUGCCGAGGCCCUCUUCGGGAGUCUUUGAGAAGUCCUCGUUUGAGACACUACGUCCUGUGAAGAAGGGGCAAGACAACCCCUUCCGGAGGUACAGCAUGAUGGACUUUCCUACCCCUUUUAGCGAUGUCAAAGAAAAUGAAGACCAGAAGAUGUCUGAUUCGGCCGGAGAUGCUCUUGGAGCUCUGAAGAAGGUAGUCGAGGGUCGACAGAAGCGGUUUGAACGCUCCUCUCAGAAUACCCUCCAGGCUCACAACCAACGCUGGGCACAAGCAUCUGCCGACAUGGCGCAUCAAAACACAAGUCCACACAGCCUAUACGACCCCUAUAGCAACUCAUUCAACGGAUCUCCGGCAACAAACACCGACGCCAGUCUCACCACACCAUCUACCGACCGAAGUAGUCUUUCGAGCGAGACUACACGCUGCGUCUGCAACUCUGCGGAUGACGGUCGGGCAAUGGUACAAUGUGAAUCAUGCACGAAAUGGCUCCACAUGGCUUGCGUUGGACUCAAUACCCACAAUCUUCCUCCUGUUUAUGUGUGCGUCUUCUGUACGGGACAAACUCCUAUUGCUAGAGGUGGGAGAAUACGUGGACCAAUGCCACCGUUCGACUCGCCGCUCACCCAUAAAUCGGUAUUUCGGCGCUAA
This is a messenger RNA of Lindgomyces ingoldianus, 1827 nucleotides long. RefSeq lists its product as uncharacterized. The record is from RefSeq and is a predicted model, not a curated record. The transcript is spliced from 2 exons. Bases 1 to 1827 code for a protein of 608 amino acids. Lineage: Eukaryota; Fungi; Ascomycota; Dothideomycetes; Pleosporales; Lindgomycetaceae.